Messenger RNA from Saccostrea echinata, 2486 nucleotides. RefSeq lists its product as uncharacterized. Bases 44 to 400 code for a protein of 118 amino acids. NCBI's taxonomy places the organism in Eukaryota, Metazoa, Mollusca, Bivalvia, Ostreida, Ostreidae. The transcript is spliced from 4 exons. The record is from RefSeq and is a predicted model, not a curated record.
AAACGGAACGCUGAAGGCUCUGAGGUUGAGAUAGGAUUGGAAAAUGGCUGAAUCUGCUUAUCACAUGGAAGCGCUUAGACGUCAGAGAGUUAUAGAUAGGAAGAAAGCCGCCCUUGACAAAAUGAUGCAUGGUGGAAAUCAGGACUCUGUGGAGAAUGUUGACCAAAGCAAUGCUAAAAAUACGAUUUUGUUCAGUGGUCCAGGUGAUUAUGAUACAAACAGAUGCAGUGGAUCGCGGCCACCAAAACCGCAUAGAGAGAUGAGUGUGGUUUUGCAGGAGGUUGUUCAUGACCCUAACUUUAAUUAUAGAAUACUUAAAGAAGAGGGUGAACCCCCUUUGCAUGUUGAUCCUAUUUAUAGAAUUAUGUACCCUGGAGCUGUUAUUUACAAAAAUGAAUGAAAUUGAGGCCACUCUAGGAGAAAAAGCUCAAGCAAAGAAGAAUAAACCUUUACCUAAGAAACAAUUGCCUGUUAAAAAACCUUCACCAGAAUCAAUUCGAAAUAUAAAGCGUAACAUGGUUUUUAAGAUACUCCAUCCAUAUGAUUUUGAUUAGAUAUGCUGUUUUCUUCAAUUUUGAUUAAAUUUUUGGCAUUCCACAUUGAUUCAUCGUUUGAAAAAAAAAUCAUGUUGGGUGCUAAAUGUUGUUAUUUGUAGAUUUUUUUCCUGUACGUGUGUAUGUGUGUGUGUGUUUGUGCGUAAUUUGCCAAUUUCUUUGUUAAUUUAUUAAAUUAGAAAUAUUUUAUCCCUUCCACUCUGGAGAAUUGUAGAUGUUGCUAACAGAAUAACAAAACCUGAUGUAUUUGCUCAAAGCUAGUAACAUGCCAUACAGUAUUUUUAAUGCAUUGUUUUUCAUUGUUAUGUCAUUAGAGUGAUUUUGUUGAGUUGUUUUAAUCUGUGGAACCUUAUUCAACUAGUCAGACCCAAUAUCAGUAUUACGUAAAAGUGCAUCUAAUACUCUGUGAAAAACAGCUAUUUUAAUUGUUACAUUUUUUUUUUACAGUGCUUUUAUAACCUAUUUAUUACUUUGCAUAUUUACUACAGGAGCUCUGGGUGUUUUACUGGGUUGAUUCCUAGAAUGUUGUAAUGGGAUGAAUUUUAUGUAAAGAAUUAUGUUUUUAAAAAAUACGCAUAGCUCCUGGUAAAAAUCUAGAUUUCAACUUUAUCUAACAAUGUAGAAAAAUAACAUAUGCGCGGAAAUGGGGUUCUUCACCAGCUCGUAGUGAUAAGAAGACAUUUCAAGAAAUCUACCCAAACAUUAGCUUGUUUUCAAUUUUUCAGAAUAAUCUUGCCAGCUCACAGAAUCUAUCAUAGGAAAGCAGACAAUACUCCAGAGGACAAAGUGUUUCCUUUACUUCAUCCUAAGGAAUAUGAACAUGAAAAACCAAUAACUCAACUGCCUCCUAGAAAACCACACUUUAAAGUUUAAAUAAGCGACGUUUUUCAAUUCUAAAAAAAGCACAUCUAGUCCACAAAGGAAACAUUGCAUUUUAACUUGUGUUGUCAGGAAGAAAACACUUCCAUAGAAUAUGCCUUAUGCAAAUGUCUUUUGGUUCAUAUAUUAGUGUGAAAAUGUUGUGGGAAGUAACUGUUCAAAUGUACAAAUAAUAGAUGUAAUCUCCCCAUUAAUGUAGAUGCAUUUACAACUGGAUUGGAACAGAGAGAUGUAGGAGGCAAUAUGACCACAGUCGUAAUGGUCCAAUUCUCCCUAGCACCUGGCAUAAUCUUCGACAAGAAUUAAAUUCUAUAGGACGCAGUACACCAUUAUAUGCUGGUGAAGGACGCCCUUCUAGAUUUGAUGAUCUACUUGCAAUAAGAAAGGUCAACCGUAAGAAAUAGAGAUAAAUUGUAAUGCAUGCCUUUUUUUGUGUAACCUAAUUUUUCUAUUCAAUUUCUUAUCUUUUAAUUCUUUGCUUGAACAGAUAACUCAUGCAGAUUAAAGUAUUUGCCAUUUAUCCAAGAUUUGCUGUUUACUAAAGUGAUUUGAUAUAAUCAACUAGUUGUGUGAUUUUCAAAGCUGGAAAAUAUUUUGAGGUGAUAUAUGUUAUCUUUGAUAUGGCUGUUAAGAUAGGAAAUAUUUCCAUGUUGAGUAUUGUUGUUAAUCUUUGGAAAACUGUAUGGUGGCUGGUUUUUUUAAUUCUUCUUCCAGUUGUGCUGACAUUUUAUCAGUAUUAUUUUUGCAAUAUAUCUAUAUACACAUUGUAUUUGUUGUUUGCACUUUUGCACUUGUCCAUGUACUUUUGUUGUUAUUUACUUAUUUAUACCCACAGAUGUCAUAUUUUUGUGAUCAUUUUGUUGAUGCAUUUUACAGUACGUGUUAGAUAUCAAGAUUGAAUCAGUUUGAAAACAUUUAGUUUUUUAAAAGCAUGCUAUUUAUUUUUCAGUUUUCUUUCAAAUUAUCAAUGAAAAAAAAUGUUCACAAUUAUAUAAUUUAAAAAUGAGUGUACAGAUUGCUUUUUUCAUAUUUCAAUAAACAUUUAUUCUUGUG